This is a messenger RNA of Ceratitis capitata (Mediterranean fruit fly), 7288 nucleotides long. RefSeq names its product diacylglycerol kinase theta. Bases 1475 to 6172 code for a protein of 1565 amino acids. The transcript is spliced from 20 exons. Gene Ontology annotation, biological process: diacylglycerol metabolic process; lipid phosphorylation; intracellular signal transduction. Gene Ontology annotation, molecular function: RNA binding; ATP-dependent diacylglycerol kinase activity. The record is from RefSeq and is a predicted model, not a curated record. NCBI's taxonomy places the organism in Eukaryota, Metazoa, Arthropoda, Insecta, Diptera, Tephritidae.
GGAAAAUUUCUCCUUUUGAAAGUUGUGCGAUUUGUUAGUUGAGAAAUAAGAAUUCGUGCAUAUACGUUGCAUAUGUAUUUAUUAUAUAUAGAAACAUAUAUAUACAUAUAUACGUAAAAAAAUUGAAUAACCUUAUGUUAAACCAGUAUUCAAAAGAUUACUUCAAGUGUAAAAAAGUACUCCACAAAUGAAGUUCAAUACUUGAAAGUAUACAUAUGUAUAUGCAUAUACAUAUGUAGAUACAAUAUAAAUCUAUACUCAUAUGAGCAUAUGUAUGCGGAAAAGGAAAAUGCAAAGAAAAAAUUUAAAAAUUUAUUUUUUUUUGAUACAACGAAGAAUUGUGUGAAAGUGUUUAAUAAAUGAGCUUCUAAAUUAACGUGAAAUUCCUUUUUAAAGCGCUACACAAAAACAUAUAUGUAUGUAGAUUGGUGGCAUAUUUGUACAUAUGUAUGCGCAUAUGCAUAAUUCUGUGGUAUCCAGAAUACGAAGUUUAUAUGUACAUACAUUCAAACAAAGGCCUCGGGUGGGAUGGAAAAAGUAGCAUGGAUAGUCGAAAUAUUCCAACGAAUGAAAUAUAUUCGAACAAGUGGAUGCCGAUGCAGAUUCAAAAAGAAAUACUAAGGAGAAAAAAUCAUGAAGUAUAAAUCCCAUUCCUCUAUUUACGGGCGCAUAUGAAUAUAACUGAAAAAGGGAGAUGUUAGUACAAUAUUAGUCCCGACCCAAAUGUCUGGAUGAAGAGUACAAAUGGAUGAAAAUGCCGCCGUCGCUGUCUCUCUUGUCGUCGUCGCCAUUUUGUCAUCACUAUCGAGCACAAACGCAGCAACGCAAAAAGCGAAUCCAGCGAAAUUUGUCGAUAAAACACUGUCGUUUGACUCAAAAUUCAGAACUAAAAACGCCCAACAAAAGUUUAAUAGAAUACCAUCAGAUCGGGAAAAUUGGGCAACCGGUCAAAAAGGACGUAUUAGAUAUACUGACACAAAAAUAUUUUCAAACGCGCAGGGUGGGAAGAGUAGAAAACAAGUUGCGCGGACAACUGACACAUUUACUAAGGCAUCUCCUAAAAAGAACUGUAGACAUUUCGGUACAGAACAAACGUACCUGUUCUCGGAAUUCUCUUUCUGUACCAGCCAGUGCAACAAAAUUACCGAAAAUCAUUGUAGGUUAUCUGAUUUGACGUUGAGCAGCUGAAUGACUAAAACUAAAAGAGUUGUAAUAUGUCUUAACAACAGGGACGAUACGAUAAUUUUUACUAAAAGCAAAGGGUAAUAACAAGUAGAAACACGGAGAAAAUCUAUGUGCUCGAUUUUGAGUCUACCAAACAUCAACAAUAUUUAAACAGAUCGUUGAAAAUUUUGAAAAGCCCUUACAAAAUCCGAAUACAGCAAAUUGUGGAUCACCACAGUUGUCGCUUUUUCGGUGAAAGCGAUAGAGUGAUACAUCCAGCAUUCGGAAGUGACCCUAUAUAUAUCGCAAAAUGGCGGAUGGUGGACAUACAUUCGUAAAGAAGACAUUUGGAAAGCCAACAUAUUGUCAUCAUUGUUCGGAUUUAAUCUGGGGCAUUAUUCAGAUUGGUUACAUAUGUGAAGUAUGCAAUUUCGUCAUACAUGAUCGCUGUCUCUCGAACGUAGUUACCCCAUGCUCUGGCAUUGCACCCUGUAUAAUAAAGAACCCUGUCGCACAUUGCUGGUCUGAGCCAACUCAUCAUAAAAAAAAAUUUUGCACCGUAUGCCGCAGGCGGUUAGAUGAUAGUCCAGCAGUUCAUUGCUUAAUUUGCGAAUAUUUUGCGCAUAUUGAAUGUCAAGACUUUGCUGUGCCUGAUUGCACUGAAAAUGCGACGUACGUACCAGGCAAAGAGUUGCAGAGUGUUAAACAUCAGCAUCAUUGGCGGGAAGGAAAUCUACCACCGACAUCUAAAUGCGCCUAUUGUAAGAAAACUUGUUGGUCAUCAGAAUGCUUAACAGGCUACCGAUGCGAGUGGUGUGGUAUGACAACACAUGGGGGAUGUCGCACGUACCUGACAACCGAAUGUAAUUUUGGUAUACUACAACCCAUCUAUUUACCUCCUCAUUCGGUCUCUAUACCACGCACCGAGGUGCCAAUCGAAGCUAUUAUUGGCGUACAAGUAAAGUCGAAAACAACAUUAGUACGAGAUUAUUCCUGCCCUGAUUUGGGGACAAUAAAAUGCCUAGUAAGUACACCCUCAGUAGAUUCCUUAAACGACAAUGGAGACAAUAAAGCAAACGAUUUCGAUGAGAGAAAUAAUGCUAAAGAACUAACUUUAAGAGAGAUUUUAGCUGUCGAAAGACAACGACGUGAGAAAUCAAAACGAAAUUUUUUACUUUCAUCUUCCACUCCACUUAUUACAUCGUAUUCGAUAUCACCAGCGGCUACUCUAAGCACAGCAGGAAGGCUAACAGCAAGUGAUAAAACUGCUACUGAUUCGGAACAGGAAAAUGGCGAUGAUACAGAAAAUAAAUCGGAGCAAGUUAAACCCGUGAAAUCAUUGGGAGCUUCAAAUGAAAUCCGCGUUAUAAAGACGACCAUUGAAACGAAAUUAAAGCAAGAACUAAAGUGCAAUAUUGAAAAGUCUCCAUCGAUAACCUCUUCGCUCCAUUUGCUCUAUCCAAAUUUUCUACGUCGUACGCAGUCAAGUACGCACAAACACUUAUACAACAAUACUGACGACGAUGAGGAGGAUAUAGGAGUGUGCGAUGUAAGCGGCGAGGAUAUUAGUGAUGAGUGGGAACAGCGUGAAAUAAAAUCAGUGGAUGAAGAUUUCAUAAAACAUCGGCAAGCAGCAAAAUUUAUGGAAAAUGACUUUCAUGACAAGGAUAAAACUGAAACGAGAAAAUCUCCACGACACGAUCAAUGCCUCUGUGAAACAUCCGAUACGUGCGAAGAUGUAACUACACUAGAUGACAUUGAAAAGGAGUCCAGAUUAAAUCAGAUUUUUAAAAUAAACUGUAGUAGUAGUAAUAGUGUUACAACACUGGAUGAUCGUUUUACAACACGCCGAAAACAUGAAAAUGCUCAUAGUGUACAAUUCACUUCGCCACAAAAAUUCGUUACCAAUGUACCAUUGGAUUCCAAAGAUGGUAAAAGCAACACGCACGAAAAACUACCUGAGACUGCUGCUUCAUUGAAAGCAAAAACUUAUAACCUCAUCCCGUUUAGGGGCGUUUCAAGUAAAGGCGAAUCUCUAAGUUGCUCGCCCAAUUCUAGCGACUGUUCCUCAUAUUCGUCUGCGACAGUGGAUCCUACGAAAAUUUGUGUUUUGGAAGUGAACCGAAGUAAAUCAUUCCAAGAGCCAGAAGUUUCAUAUUGUUCACGUAAAAAAAAAUACACGCGACUUUUCCGCCGUCGCUCGAAAAAACACUUUGGAGAUACAGGUCAAACAAGUUCUGAAUCUACAAAGAAUGCACAUUGUAAAAAUUCCACGAUGCAAGGUAUAGAGAUCACAAUUCAAGACGAAGAUGGCAAUUACCAACAAUAUGAUGAUGAUUAUUUCACACUGAAGGAUGUGCGUAGUGGACGAAAGCGACGCGAACAUACCGACGGUGAUGAUGAGUAUGAGGAGGAAUUCGAAGACGAUUUUGUACCCACCCAAACGCAUAGUAGCGAAGGUAGCAGCCCGACAAAUUCUCAUCAGCCCUUAAGUGAUCGACCUUAUAGUUGUAUAAGUGAUGAUGCUGCAGGAGGUUAUAUUAGUGAUGGUGGCAGUAGUCGUUCUCGCAUUAGUGACUAUGACGAACAUGUCUUUGGACGGUUAUUGCGACGCAUGCAAGGCAUAUCGCUGAAGUGGCGCAAACAACGUUACUACAAACGCAGAGCUCGAAGUAUAUCCGAAGAGUUUAGCAGCGGAGAUGCACCACGUUUUAAAGAUGAAGAGCCACUUAAAAUUGAUGCAAUGCACGUUAGUGCAGUUAGCGGUGGGAGCGGCACGUCUUCACAUUAUCGCCCCGAAUCCUCUUCGCACAAAUCAGAGAAAUCUGAUAAGGAUAAAACAAAAAAAGAGAAAGAGAGCGAAGAGAAAGACAUUGAAAUGAUUAAAGUUUUCGAUGGCAACAAUUCAUUCAGACGUCAACUAUAUAGGGUAAUUAGUGUAUCCCGGACGUAUACACUAGAACAAUUACUCACAACAGCGUUACGUGCAUUCCAUAUAACACGAGAAUCUAGCUCAUUUUACUUGACUGACUUGUAUGCUCCUUCUGGAAUGGAAGACACCCCAUUGCAAGAUCCAACGCCCGUAAUGAACCUGACACAUUUAGAGGGCAAGAGGCCUGCAAUAUAUCUUAGGUUUCUGGAUAAAGGCAAAGGACACGUUCGUGUCUAUCCGGGUAAAUUGCAAUGCUCCCUGGAAGAGCCAUAUGUUAAUGUUCCUGUAGAAAAUACUACUGUUAUUAAGGAUUUGAUUCGCGAUGCUCUCGAUAAAUUUGGAUUUCAUGAUAACCAAAUGCAAGAUUACAGAUGUUCUGAGGUAUUACUAGAUCGUGGAGUCACUGAGCGGAUAUUAGCGUGGAAUGAACGUCCAUGGGAUAUUAUAAAACAAUUGGGCAAGGAGUCCAUUAGACAAAUGGAAUUGAUGCGAUUUUAUUUGCAACAUAAACAGGAUCCGCACGGUCCGAAUAUCGCGUUGUUUGUGGGAAAUUUACCUCCAGGAUUAUCACAACGCAACUAUGAACAAAUUUUAAAUAAAUAUGUUACAGAUGAAAACAAAUUUAAUAGCAUAGGUCCCAUCUACUAUGAAUAUGGUUCAGUGGUAUUAACAUUCGAAGAUGCUCAAAAGGCGGUUCGAGCCUUUUAUAACUUACGAGAAACUAUUAUAGAAGAUAAAAAACUGUUGGUCAUGCUAUUACCAAAUAUUGAACCAAGCAUGGUCCCACCGGAUGUACGACCAUUACUUAUAUUUGUUAAUGUUAAAUCGGGUGGUUGCCAAGGUCUUGAACUGAUUUCGAGUUUCAGGAAACUUCUCAAUCCAUACCAAGUAUUCGACUUAGAUAAUGGAGGACCACUUCCGGGAUUGUACGUAUUUCGUCAGAUCGCGAACUAUAAAAUAUUAGUAUGUGGUGGCGAUGGUACCAUCGGCUGGGUAUUGCAAUGCUUGGACAAUGUGGGACAGGAUUCAGAAUGUUCAAGCCCACCUUGCGCUAUAGUUCCUUUGGGUACUGGUAAUGAUUUGGCACGAGUACUCUGCUGGGGUUCCGGCUAUACAGGUGGUGAAGAUCCCCUAAAUUUGUUGCGUGACGUUAUCGAGGCUGAAGAGAUUAGACUGGACCGUUGGACUGUGGUAUUCCAUCCGGAAGAUAAGCCAGAAGAGCCUGCCCUUAAGGCCCCUUCAAACACAACGGGUAAGAAGAAGAAGGCUCACCAAGCACAUCUAUCGCAACAAACAAAUCAGCAUCAAUUACCGGCCAUAACAUCGACUGAAAUUUCAGGUGGCGGAGCACAAAAUGAAGAUAACUCACAAAUAUUUGUCAUGAACAAUUAUUUUGGCAUUGGAAUUGAUGCCGAUCUUUGCCUAGACUUUCACAAUGCACGCGAAGAGAAUCCUAAUAAAUUCAAUUCGCGACUUCACAAUAAAGGUUAUUACGUUAAGAUGGGCUUACGAAAGAUUGUUGGUCGUAAAACAGUUAAGGAUCUGCAUAAAGAAUUAAAAUUGGAAGUCGAUGGCAAAGUGGUAGAUCUGCCACCGGUUGAGGGUAUUAUAAUCUUAAAUAUUUUAAGCUGGGGCAGUGGCGCCAACCCAUGGGGGCCGGAUAAGGAUGAUAAUUUUUCGACACCAAAUCACUACGAUGGAGUACUUGAAAUUGUAGGUGUUACAGGUGUUGUGCACUUGGGACAAAUACAAUCUGGUAUACGAACGGCAAUGAGAAUCGCCCAGGGAGGUCAUAUAAAAAUUCAUUUAUACUCGGAUAUGCCAGUUCAAGUCGAUGGAGAGCCUUGGGUGCAAAGCCCUGGUGACGUUGUAGUCUUGAAAUCUGCUUUAAAGGCUACCAUGUUAAAGAAAAACAAAAGUAAAAUGAAGCGACGAAACACAGAGCCAACAAUGACAAUCGCUGGUACUCCUGCACCACACCUUUCCCUGGUGCCAGUUACAGUAUUAGCUACGACUAGCGACAGCAACACCGGCGACACCAAUACUGAAAAUGUGACGAAUAAUACCGACUUCUGAAUAUGGUACAGUGAGCGAUUGAUAUAACGUACUAAUUUAAAAUUUAAUUUUAGGCAAAUGUGCUUGCAUUGUAAAUAAAUUUAAUUUUACAAUAGAAAACAUUCCAAUAUAAAACAAUCUGAAUGGACACCAAGCGCGUGGUAUAUGGUACAAUGUAUAUAUCUAAGUACUUUUAAUUCAUCUAAAUGCAUAAUUAAAGGUCCUAACGGUAUACAAAAAUAUCGUACAUACGUUUAAUUUACAUUAAUCAAAACGAUUUCUUGCAUGCAUAUAUGAGUGUUCAGCUGCUCUUUUACUUUCUAUACCCUUUAAUUAAGUUAUAAACAUGCAUAUGUACUCUAAAAGAUCUGUCAAAAUAGGAGUUACAUUUUAGCCUUACUCAAACUACAUUCAAACUAUUUCUACAAUAAAUUGCAAGUUCGAACUUCUUUUAUACAAUCAAGUGUAUGUCCAUACAUACAUAUUUAUGUCUUACUAUUAAGAUUUAUUUAUGAUAUAACACUAACCCACAUUAUUUUAUUAUAUAUGCAUUAAAUAUUUCGUUUUUAGUUAGUACGUUAAAAACAAGUCGCUCUCUAGUCUUGUAUUCGACAUUUCUAAAAGUGGUUAGAAGGUACACUGAACAAAUUUACGGCCUUGCCUAUCUACAUACAUGUAUAUACGUGUAUGCAUCUACAAGUUUCUUAUAAUACAUACAUUGCAAAUAGAAACAACAAUAAAAGUAGAGCAUCUAUCAUACGUACAUCGGAGCAUGCACAUAAGAAAAAAAUAUAUAUAUUCUAAAAUUAAUUAAUCAAAAAGGCAAUCGACCACAAUAAAUUCUCAAAUGAAGUAAGGCCGAUAAUUCUCACAAAGCAAGAAAUUGACUAAAUAAGGUAAUUUACAUCUGAAAUAUAGUCCAACUUGGGAUGUGAUUGAGAAUUAAAUGCUACUAAGACGACAUUAAAAACAAUCAAAACAAGGCACACGGAUUGAGAAAUUACAUAUGUAUAUUUCGGUAUGAAUGCACUAAGCCUUCGUACUAAUUUCGCUCAGAGAUUAGGUAAUAAAAAUAUAAAUUAUGUAAUAAAAAACUUUGACCGCAUUAUAUAUGAAUAAUAAAAGAACAGAAUACUU